Penicillium roqueforti is the source of this 573-nucleotide messenger RNA. Its product is annotated as EF-hand domain-containing protein. Gene Ontology annotation, cellular component: intracellular membrane-bounded organelle; cytosol; membrane. The record is from RefSeq and is a predicted model, not a curated record. The transcript is spliced from 4 exons. NCBI's taxonomy places the organism in Eukaryota, Fungi, Ascomycota, Eurotiomycetes, Eurotiales, Aspergillaceae. Gene Ontology annotation, molecular function: calcium ion binding. Bases 1 to 573 code for a protein of 190 amino acids.
AUGGGAAAGUCUCAAUCUAAGCUUUCACCGACGCAGCUCGAUGAGCUGCAAAGGGCAACACAUUUCGAUAAGAAGGAGCUACAACAAUGGUAUAAAGGAUUUCUCAAGGACUGCCCGUCUGGUACUCUGACCAAGGAGGAGUUUCAGAAAAUAUACCGGCAGUUCUUUCCCUUCGGCGACCCGUCAUCCUUUGCCAAUUAUGUUUUUCGCGUUUUCGACUCGGACAACAGUGGUAUGAUCGAUUUCAAAGAAUUUAUCUGCGCCCUUUCCGUGACUUCGCGAGGCAAGAUGGAGGAUAAACUGGAUUGGGCAUUCCAAUUGUACGAUAUUGACGGCGAUGGGAAAAUCACCUAUGAAGAAAUGCUGGCCAUUGUCGAGGCGAUCUAUAAGAUGGUUGGAUCCAUGGUGAAACUCCCCGAGGAUGAAGAUACCCCAGAGAAACGCGUACGAAAGAUCUUCCGCAUGAUGGACAAGGAUGAAAAUGGCAGUCUUGACAUCGACGAGUUCAAAGAAGGCAGCAAACGGGAUGAAACCAUCGUCAGUGCUUUGUCGCUUUACGACGGAUUAGUUUAG